GUCCGGGACGCCAGCGGCGGACUUCACCAGCAACUCCUGCGUCUUGGGUGCUGUCGGCCCCGCCAUGGCCGCCCCUUGCCCGGACGACCCCUCGCUGGAGAGGCAUUUUAAAGGCCACCGAGAUGCAGUUACCUGUGUGGACUUCAGUCUCAACAGCAAACAGCUGGCUAGCGGCUCCAUGGACUCGUGCCUUAUGGUGUGGCACAUGAAGCCCCAGUCACGUGCCUAUCGCUUUGCGGGCCACAAGGAUGCUGUCACCUGUGUGAAUUUCUCUCCUUCGGGACAUCUGCUUGCCUCGGGCUCUCGUGACAAAACUGUCCGCAUCUGGGUACCCAAUGUCAAAGGUGAAUCAACUGUGUUUCGUGCACACACUGCCACAGUGAGGAGUGUCCACUUCUGCAGUGAUGGCCAGUCCCUUGUGACAGCUUCUGACGACAAGACAGUCAAGGUGUGGUCAACUCAUCGCCAGAAGUUCUUGUUCUCCCUCAGUCAGCACAUCAACUGGGUGCGCUGUGCCAGGUUUUCCCCUGAUGGGCGGCUCAUCGUCUCUGCCAGUGAUGACAAGACUGUCAAACUCUGGGACAAGACCAGCCGGGAAUGUAUCUACUCAUAUGGCGAGCACGGCGGCUUUGUCACCUAUGUGGACUUCCACCCCAGUGGCACGUGCAUUGCCGCCGCUGGCAUGGACAACACAGUGAAGGUGUGGGACGUGCGGACUCACCGGCUCUUGCAGCAUUAUCAGUUGCACAGUGCAGCGGUGAAUGCCCUCUCUUUCCACCCGUCGGGAAACUACCUGGUCACAGCCUCCAGCGACUCGACCCUGAAGAUUCUGGACCUCAUGGAAGGCCGACUACUCUACACGCUCCAUGGACACCAGGGCCCAGCCACCACCGUUGCCUUUUCAAGAACAGGGGAGUAUUUUGCUUCUGGAGGUGCUGACGAACAGGUGAUGGUGUGGAAGAGUAACUUUGAUGUCAACUAUGGAGAAGUAAAGGUACAGCGGCCCCGAGCCGCGCUGGUCAGCUCCUCUGGCAAUCUGCCAGAAGUGGAUCUCCCUGUGCCAUCUGGCAGGGGCAGGAGCCAGGAGUCGGUGCUGAGCCAGCCCCAGGAACCUGUCAGCAUGCCCCAGACACUGACCAGCACCCUGGAGCACAUCGUGGGCCAGCUGGACGUCCUCACCCAGACUGUCUCCAUCCUGGAGCAGCGGUUGACACUGACGGAAGACAAGCUGAAGCAGUGCCUGGAGAACCAGCAGCUAAUCAUGCAGAGAACAACAUCGUGAUCAGGGGAGCAAGAAUCAAGAGCUCGCUCGAUUUGGAGGGUGACAGACCAGGGAUUUUUACUGUGGGACCUGGGUAAAUAAAUAAAGGGGACUCAGCUCUGUGGGGGUCAUCUCCAGCCCCAGGGGCUCUGCAGCUCUGCCCCAUCUGCACCGGAGCCGGACACCUGGCAAUGAUCAACAUUUAGUUUAAUGCGAAGGAGCCACUUGAGAAGGUGACUGUGGAGUCCUGAAGAGCCUCCCUGGGAUCGCAGCUCCCCCAGGACCCCAGAACCGCCAUAGCUAGGAAGUGACUCCCCUCUGGCUGGAGGAACCAGUUUAUCUGACAGACAGGCCCAUCGGUGGGACCCAGAUUGAGCUAUGAACAAGCCCUUAGGGUGCGGGUAGCUUUGCAGUGGCCUUAUUUCUGCUCCAUGCAUACUUACUGGGACCUGGAGACUUCCUGCUGCGUGGUGUGAGGACUAAGGAAUCCGAAAAUUAAAAUGGACUUUAUUGAGCUUUCCA
Messenger RNA from Condylura cristata (star-nosed mole), 1783 nucleotides. RefSeq names its product POC1 centriolar protein A (gene POC1A). The coding region runs from base 65 to 1282 and encodes 405 amino acids. Gene Ontology annotation, cellular component: ciliary basal body; centriole. The transcript is spliced from 11 exons. The record is from RefSeq and is a predicted model, not a curated record. Gene Ontology annotation, biological process: cilium assembly. Gene Ontology annotation, molecular function: protein binding. NCBI's taxonomy places the organism in Eukaryota, Metazoa, Chordata, Mammalia, Eulipotyphla, Talpidae.